Penaeus chinensis is the source of this 2616-nucleotide messenger RNA. Its product is annotated as fibroin heavy chain-like. The record is from RefSeq and is a predicted model, not a curated record. The coding region runs from base 32 to 2542 and encodes 836 amino acids. The transcript is spliced from 4 exons. Lineage: Eukaryota; Metazoa; Arthropoda; Malacostraca; Decapoda; Penaeidae. Gene Ontology annotation, cellular component: extracellular region. Gene Ontology annotation, molecular function: chitin binding.
ACAGUUCAGCCUCAGCCAUCAACAAGUAACCAUGAAAACCUUUAUAAUUUUGCUGGUGGCAGCAUUGGCUGCUGGUCAACGAUUUCAGCAGACAGUUCCUGACGUCGCUGUGAAACUUGCUGGCGCAGGUUUCUUCCAAAAGGGCGGCUCAUUCUCCAGUUCCAGUGCUAGUAGCUUCCAGAGGAACAAUGGAUUCCAGAAUUCAGGAUUCGGCAGUAAUUCACAGUCCACUUUUUCAUCUGGGAACGUCGCUAGCAGCAACUUCUUUACUCCUAGCAGCAAUGGCGUCAGUUCCAGUGGACGCUUCCAAUCAGGCUCACAGGGCUCUGGAUUCGGGUCCAGCUUCUCAUCAACCUCUUCAGCUGGCAGUGGACAACUCCAGUCUGAUUCAACAGGUAGUAGUGGGUUUGGAUCUGGUUCAUCUGGUGGAAGGUUCUCAUCAGGCUCAACUGGCAGUGGCUUUGGAACUAACUCAUUGAGUGGUAGUUCUUUUGGAAGUGGAUCCCAAUUUGGUUCAACAGGAUCAUCAGGCAGCAAUGGGUUUGGGUUUGGUUCCUCAAGGGGAUCUGGAAUACAGUUUGGUUCUUCUCUUGGCAGUGGAAUUCAGUCUGGUUCUCAGACUUCUUCUGGAAAUAGCGGCAAUUUCCAAUCCAGUACAUUUGGCAGUAACACUGUAAAGCUCUCCACAGGUGGCAGCACAAUUGGAUCUGGUUCUUCCCUCAGCAGUGGAUUUGGAUCUGGCUCUUCCACUGGUCAGUUCCAGUCAGGCUCAUCAAGCGGUAGUGGUUUUGGGUCUGGUUCCCUCAGCAGUGGUUCUGGUUCUAGCUUAUUCAGCAGUGGAUCUGGUUCUUCCCUCAGCAGUGGAUUUGGGUCUGGUUCUUCCCUCAGCAGUGGAUCUGGUUCUUCCCUCAGCGGUGGAUUUGGGUCUGGUUCUUCCCUCAGCAGUGGAUCUGGUUCAAGCUCCUUCAGCAGUGGAUCUGGUUCAAGCUCCUUCAGCAGUGGAUUUGGGUCUGGUUCCCUCAGCAGUGGAUUUGGAUCUGGUUCUUCCAGUAGUCAGUUCCAGCCAAGCUCAUCAAGUGGUAGUGGAUUUGGGCCUGACUCUUCCCUCAGCAGCGGAUCUGGUUUUAGCUCCUUCAGCAGUGGAUUUGGGUCUGAUUCUGGCUCCUUCAGCAGUGGAUCUGGUUCUUCCAGUGGACAAUUCCAAUCAGGUGAUAGUGGAUUUGGAUCCAGCUCUUCUGGUGGUCAAUUCCAGUCAGGUUCAUUGAGUGGAUCUGGAUUUGGAUCUUCCAGUGGAAGCACCAGUGGAUUUGGGUCUUCACUGAGUAGUGGAUUCCAGUCUGGAUCAUCUGGUUCUGGAGUUUCUUCAAUUUCUUCCCUUGGCAGUGGAUCACAAUCUAGUUCUGCAUUUGGUUCCAGUUCCUCUCUUGGCAGUGGAUUCCAGCCAGGCUCAUCAUCUGGAUCUGGAAUUAGCUCUAUUUCCUCCCUUGAUAGUGGAUUCCAAUCUGGUUCUGGAUCCCAGUCUGGUUUCUCAUCUAGUUCUGCAUUUGGUUCCACUUCCUCUCUUGGCAGUGGAUUCCAACCUGGAUUAUCUUCUGGUUCAGGAAUUGGCUCCACUUCCUCCCUUGGCAGCGGAUUCCAAUCUGGUUCAAGUUCUGGAUCCCAGUCUGGUUUCUCAUCUGGAUCUGGAUUUGGAUCAAGCUCUUCUCUCGGUGGUGGAUUCCAGUCUGGUUCAUCAUCUGGUUCUGGUAUUAGCUCCACUUCUUCCCUUGGCGGUGGAUUCCAAUCUGGUUCUGGAUUUGGUACAGGUGCUGGAUCCCAAUCUGCUUUCUCAUCUGGUUCUGGAUUUGGUUCAGGUUCUGGAUCCCAAUCUGGUCUGUCCUCUGGAUCUGGAUUUAGUUCUGGUUCCUCCCUUAGUAGUGGAUUCCAAUCUGGUUCAUCUGGUGCAGGAUUUGGAUCAAGUUCUUCCCUUGGUGGUGGAUUCCAAUCUGGUUCAUCUGGUGCAGGAUUUGGAUCAAGUUCUUCCCUUGGUGGUGGAUUCCAAUCUGGUUCAUCUGUUGCAGGAUUUGGAUCAAGUUCUUCCCUUGGUGGUGGAUUCCAGUCUGGUUUAUCUGGUUCUGGUUUUGGAUCAGGUUCAAGUGGAUUUGGAUCAGGAUCCUCAAUCAUCAGUGGUUCCUCUUUCGGAAGUGGAUUCCAAGUUGAACCUUUGCCAGCUGAUGGAGUGUUUGAGCCUCUGAAUCUCCCAGCUGGAGCCUCUCAACUACUGGGAAGAGUCUCAACCUCCUACUCCUGCCUUAACCGUCCCUACGGAUAUUACGCUGAUGAAGAAAACUCAUGCCGUGUUUUCCAUAUUUGUUACCCAGCUCGUUUCUCUACUGGUGCCAUCGAAACCUAUCAGUACAGCUUCUUGUGCGGUGAGGGAUCUGUAUUCGAUCAAAAGGAACUCACCUGCAAGGUACAAGCUGAUGCUAUCCCAUGCCAGGAAUCCUCCAGUUACUACUACACAAAUGAGCAGUUCGGUCGCCCUGAAGAAAAAUCGCAAUAAGUCUGCUGAAGACGACUUUUCUGCCGAGACAACGAAUGUAUAUUUAUAUAAUACCAAAUAAAGUUUAAGUAUUA